AUGGCCAAAUCUGUUACCAAGAAAGAGCAAUCGAAAGUUUCUAAAAAAGACUUAAAAAAGAAACAAGAGGAAAAGAAAGAUGUUUCUUCCUCUUCUUCUAGUGAAGAUGAAUCCUCGUCCUCCGACUCCAGUUCUAGUUCCAGUGACAACGAGUCUUCUGACUCUGAUUCCAGCUCUGAUUCUAGCGACGAUGAGUCUUCUAGUGAAGAACAAGAAAAGAAGGAAGAAAAAAAGGGAAAGAAGGAAGAUGCUAAAAAAACUAGCAAUAAGGAAAAAUCUGAUGCUUCCUCUUCUUCCUCUGAAUCUUCUUCAGAUUCAGAUGACUCUUCUUCUUCUUCUUCUUCCGAUUCUGAUGAAUCCUCUUCUUCUGAAUCCAGUGACGAUGCAGAAAAGGAGGAAAAAACUUCCUCUAAAAAGCGUAAAUCUGAAGAAACUGCCGAAGAAACUGCUGAAGAGGAAUCAGAAACCAAAAAACCUAAAUUGAGUGGUGAACCUGCUACUAUUUUUGUUGGUAGAUUAUCUUGGAAUAUUGAUGGUGAAUGGUUAAAGUCUGAGUUUGAACACAUUGGCGGUGUGGUUGAUGCUAGGGUCAUUUAUGAAAGAGGUACCGAUAGAUCUCGUGGUUACGGUUAUGUUGAUUUUGAAGACAUGUCAUAUGCUGAAAAAGCCAUUAAGGAAAUGCAAGACAAGGAAAUUGAUGGUAGAGCGAUCAACUGUGAUAUGUCCACCUCUAAACCAAAAACCAACAACGGCGGCGAUCGUGCCAAGAAAUUCGGUGAUGUUCCAAGUGAACCAAGUGAUACUUUAUUCUUGGGUAACUUGUCAUUUGAUGCCGAUAGAGAUGAACUAUUUGAGAUUUUCGGAAAGCAUGGUGAUAUUAUAUCAGUUCGUUUACCAACUAAUCCAGAGACCAACCAACCAAAGGGUUUUGGUUAUGUUCAAUAUGGUUCCAUUGAUGAUGCUAAAAAGGCAUUAGAAGUUUUACAAGGUGAGUACAUUAACAACAGACCAGUUAGAUUGGACUACUCUACACCAAGACCAAAUAAUGACAGGGGUAACUUUAGAGGUGGUAGAAAUAAUGACAGAGGUAAUUUCAGAGGUGGUAGAAAUAAUGACAGAGGUAGUUUCAGAGGUGGUAGAAAUAACGACAGAGGUAAUUUCAGAGGUGGUAACUCUGGGAAAGGCGCUAACAAUAUUCCAUUAGGUAAGCCUAGACAAACUGCUGAAUUUAAAGGCCAAAAGAAAACUUUUGAUUAA
Saccharomycodes ludwigii is the source of this 1257-nucleotide messenger RNA. RefSeq names its product Nsr1p (gene NSR1). Gene Ontology annotation, molecular function: RNA binding. Lineage: Eukaryota; Fungi; Ascomycota; Saccharomycetes; Saccharomycodales; Saccharomycodaceae. Bases 1 to 1257 code for a protein of 418 amino acids. The record is from RefSeq and is a predicted model, not a curated record. The transcript has a single exon.